Molecule: messenger RNA, 3101 nt
Organism: Colius striatus (speckled mousebird)
Lineage: Eukaryota; Metazoa; Chordata; Aves; Coliiformes; Coliidae
Gene: NAIF1
Product: nuclear apoptosis inducing factor 1
Exons: 2
Coding region: 295-1263 (322 amino acids)
Cellular component (GO): nucleus
Source: RefSeq, a predicted model, not a curated record
UACGCCAGUGUCGCAGGGUGGAGGCCGUUGCGCUGGGCUUGUCGGGUGGCCGUGGUACGCAAAUUGCGUACCGUUGGCGGUGCCACAGGGGGAGCGGGGCGGGGGAUUGAACACCUCUGGGCCCUGAGGGGCCUCGGGCCCCUCUGUUGGCCCCGGCCCCGGGAGGGAGCGGGGCUGGGGGGGCCCUGCCUUCCCUUGGCUCUGCCCAGGCUCCCCCAGGGCCCCCUGGGCCUGGCCAGGCCCUCUUGGCCUACAGGUGUCCCCAGUGCCCCUGCUCCGUGCCCCCUCGUGGCCAUGGCGUCCCCCCCGGCACCUCCAGCCAAGAAACGCAAGAUGAACUUCUCAGAGCGGGAGGUGGAGAUCAUCGUGGAGGAGCUGGAGCGAGGCAAGCACCUCCUCAUCAACCACUUCAACGCAGGCGUGCCCCUCGCCGCUAAGGCCGCUGCCUGGCACGACAUCCUGCGCCGCGUCAAUGCCGUUGCCACCUGCCACCGCGAGCUGCCUGAGGUCAAGAAGAAAUGGUCCGACCUCAAGACCGAGGUGCGACGCAAAGUGGCCCAAGUCCGGGCUGCCAUGGAAGGGGGAGGCGACAGCCAGAACGGUAAUGGCAAUGGGCCGGAGAGUGAAGACCCAACGGGCGCUGCGACAGCCCCCGUUAUCCUCACUCCCAUGCAGCAACGCAUCUGCAACCUGCUGGGAGAAGCCACCAUCAUCAGUUUACCGAGCGGGGACUGCAGCGCAGGUGAUGGUACCGAGAUACCCAUCACUGCAUCAGCCACCACAGUCACCCUGACCCAGAUUCCUGCAGAGACGACUUACCACAGUCUGGAGGACGGAGUUGUGGAGUACUGCACAACAGAAGCCCCCACCACAGUCACCACAGAAGCGCCCUUGGAGAUGAUGGCACAUCAACACGAAGUGUCUGCGAAACCCCAGGAGCUGAAAAGCCGAAUCGCUCUGAACUCAGCCAAGCUCUUACAAGAGCAACGAGUCACCAACUUGCACGUGAAGGAGAUUGCCCAGCACCUGGAGCAGCAGAAUGACUUGCUUCAGAUGAUCCGUCGCUCUCAGGAGGUGCAGGCGUGCGCCCAGGAGCGACAGGCUCAAGCCAUGGAAGGAACACAGGCGGCGUUGAGUGCCCUCAUCCAGGUCCUCCGCCCCAUGAUUAAGGACUUCCGUCGAUUUUUGCAGAGCAAUACACCCAGUCCAUCAGUCACCACUGACCCCAGCCAGGCAGGGCAGCAAGAUGGCAUGAUCCAAUGAAAGAAACUGUGAUGGGACAUCUUUCUUGGAAAACACCCUGUCCGUGCUGGCAGUGGGCAAGGGGAGCAAGAGGUGCUAGCUCUUGGCAAUGUCAGAUGGCUAGCCUGGGAGCCUUGUCCAGCCUAAACAGCUUUCUUUCUCCACUAAUCUUAUGCUAAUCUGCCUUUUCAGAACUAUAGCAGGAUGUGUAAUAGACCAGAAACUUAACAUUGGCUGCUUUAGUCCCUCAAAGGAUAGGUUUAUUAAAAGACAAGACAGUUAUUUUUUUAUUUGUUUGGAAAAAGUCUCUGCAGGAUGUGACACCUCUCUCUUUCUCUGAAGAUCUCUGGCCUUUAACUGACUUCUGAUGUGGAGAGUCUUGUUGCCAUAUCACAGUACAGCAGCUGCCAAGGUACAGUUACCAUGAGUUGUAGUGCACAGUAGUGAAUGCAUUUCUGCCUCUUUGUUGAAUGCAUUUACUGGAAAUAUGGUACCAGCUGUGGUACAACCUUCUCCCUGCAGGGAGAGGUAUGGAUCCCACUUCUGGAGUGGGACAUCCAGCCCAUGCAGACCAGCACCAAGCCUCCAUGCAGUUUAAUAGCGCGUUCACCUCAUAUGCUCUCUGUGUGGUCAUGAAAGUUCAUUACAGACUUGGCAGAUGGGAUGAAAAUAUUGUCUUAGUUAACAGAUGCUCUCAUACGUAUCCCAGGACAGUAAUGUCUUAUCUGCCUCAGCAUAGUUUGUACACAAGGGCUUGGAUGAGUUUGGCUUGGGUAGGUGUAACAGAUGAAACUCCAUCUCUGCAUAGUUUGUCACCUUCAUAAGACCUUAAUCUAUCAAACUGGACCUGGGCUGCAGAGCUUCAGCCACACAGGAAUCCAUAAUGUUGAGGACUUUGUCCAGCACUGAUCUAAGGGAAGGAAUUUUGGAGAUUUGGUUCUUCUGCUGGAGGUGGUGCAAUUUGCUCUGUGCUUGGUAGGAGCUGGAAGUGAGUACGGCUGUUGUUUGGCUGUGAGCUGGCUGCCAGUGGCACUCAGAAACAGGGCCAAGGUUCACCUCCCUAUUUUCUUACUUUUAUAUGGGAUAAAACAACAUUGCAGCCACUUUUCUGCUCUUUGAGGCAUUAAAGGCUGUGAGGCUUGGUCCUUAAUGAGAAAGCUUAAUUUCACAGGAUGGUGAACAUGAUUCUUACAGACUUGCAGUAACUUCAUGAACUUUUUGAUCAAAAGGUCCACUUGUACAUGCAUGAAAGAAAAAGAAGGACACAUAACUCUUCUCCCUGUACCCUGCAAAGUGUGUCACAUGUAAUGGGCUUGUUGCUUGUCAGGUAUUCUUUUUGAAAUGGAACAUUUCCAGAGCUGCUGUUUGCUGCUGUUAAAUCUCCUCGAGGGCUGCGAUGUGGUGAGCAACAACUGAUGAGGGAGUCAAUUUGCACAAUCAAAUUAAACCUUGACACAGCCUUUUAGGGAGGGAUGCUGAUGUGGGAACCUUGGGUAGAGCUGUAGGUGAAGGGGCUGCUGCUGCCUGUCUCUGGCUUUUGCUUUUAUCUUCUGGUCUGACAGGGGGGAGGAUGGGGUCGUGAGAAGAGUUCGGCCCCUGGAAGACUCCUGACCCUGUGGCACUGACAGCUCUGUGCUGAGUCAAGGUGGCAUCAGCUGCAUCUUCCCACCAUGCCUGGCCCCUCACCACGUGAAUAACACUCACCUGACUCUUCUCCUCAGACUUCAUGGAAUCAAAUCAAUUGCUCAAGAUUUAUUUUUAAAGUGAAAACUCUGUCCUGUGUGUUGGUUUACCUCAUUUGUGUAACAAUCUCGCCUUUACAAAUACAAAUUUUAAUUAAAAACUACAUUUUUGGUAAA